AUGGUCCACGACAAAGACGGGAACUCCGUCGUCAGGAUGGGAGCUUCGGGCGACAUGGCCCAAGCUUCGUUGACUGCCGCAGUACAUACUGCCUUUGACAGCGCGAAAUGGUGGGGGCGCAUCAUGGACGAGGGACGUAUCCUGCCAUCUGUUGGCGGCGGAGCCAACGUCAUGUGUACGUCUGCGGGGCAAACCACGUCCUUGGUUUUUGAUCUCGAAGAGUCACGACGGGUAGAACGUACGUCACCGAAGGAGACGGAAAGCUGGAACGCGACGUCGACAGCAUCCAACAGCAUAGGGUUUCAACUUUCAUCGCGACAGGAUGGUUCCGUCAUCAGUGCAACGUGUAGCAGAAUCAACGUUCGUAUUUCGCCAGCAGCGGGAUUGAGGCACGGUGAAGGGGCAAGCAGCUCUGUGGCCGGUGACCGGCUCGAUGGAGUCGAUAGUGAUGUUGCGAGCAAGCUUCGCGUCAAAAUCACUGUGGACGGUGUUGUGGCGACGUCUUCGUUGGAGACGGCGAGUACCCAAGGAUUCGGAAUAUCUCUCGUGAGCGUUGAAGGCACAAUCGUGUUUGAGGUUUGUCUGCUCGAUCCUGAGGAGGAAAUUCGUGGUGGCGGUGGACCCAUUGUUCCAGGAAAUUGCAUGGCUGAGACGGUGUUGAUUCUCGAGAUUUUCUCCACAGAAACACAGAUAAUCCAGCGAAGGUCGUCGAGCGGAACAAUGCCGUCCGGCAAGAUACCCUAUGGUGUGGAGUCGUACAAGGGCGACACUGGGAGUACGCGCGUCGUUUUUCUUGUCGGUCUCGAAUCGGUGGACGGCUACAACCUCAGCACGCUGAACCUGAUGAAGCAUCUUCCUCCUAAUUUUCGAGUUUCCGCCCUGGACGUGUCUUGCACAUGGGGUGUGACGUUUUACGCAACCACGACGUGGGACGAGGCUCAAAGGCAAAGCGUGACCGUAGGCAAUUUACUCUACUCCAUGCUCGUGGGCGCCGCAACAUGGAGUAGCGUUACCUCAGCCCUGCCAGACAUCGCACGAGGGCUAGGCGACCUCUAUCGGCACCUGACCAACUUUGACGUGCUCGUCAUUUCCAACGGGGCGAAGGACGCCGAUGCGUACCUCCUUCACGUCGCAAGGCUAGCUGGGGUUGGCGGCCGGGUGGUUAACCUGGGCGCUCUUGCCGGCGGUUAUAUGUCGCCGUUUUUCUCCGGAGCGACCGCUCUCAUCGGGCCAUCGCAAUUCGUCGCACACAAUCCGGCGGUCCACCGGCACACCGGGGGGCUGCCGGUCAAGGUCUGCCAUCCAGUGAUUGAUGCCGCCCGGCUUCUUGAUGCUGCUCAAGCAUGUCGCACUGCUGGCGCACAGACACCGGACGCCCGCGGGCAGGCGACAGAGCUCCGCGAAUACGGUGCGAUGAUUGAGGGUGCAACAUGUGCAGCUUGCUCUAGCGAGCUUCCGCCCGCAAGGUUUUUCUUCGUCGGGCGAGUGUCGAGAGAGAAGACGCCUGGCAUGUUCCUGCGUGCCAUGGCGGUUCUUCGGAAGAGAUGGAUGGAAGGGCCACGACAGAGAUUUCAGCCGGAAGGAGUCGUGGUAGGAAACGGCCCGCUUCAAAAUCACAUGGAAAGGCUCGCAUUGGACCUCGACGCAAACGUUAAGUUUAAGGGGUUCCUUUCGGUCGACGCCGUUCCCUGCGAGGUUCAACGGGCGACGGCUCUUGUGCUGCCCUCGACUUGUUCAGAGACAUUCGGGAUGGUGGUACCCGAGGCAAUGCUUCUUGGCGUGCCGGUAGUCACGUUCGGCUUUGGAGGCAGCGGCGAGCUGAUAAGCCACAUGGAGAACGGCAUGUUGGUCGCGGAAGCCACACCAAAGGCGCUGGCAGACGCCCUCGAGCUCUUAGCGACGGACACUGCUUUGAGAAAUCGCUUAGGGGCGCAAGCUAGACAGGACGCUCUUCGGGUACUUUCUCUGCCGGAAAUGGUCGCUUGCCACACUGACGAAUUUGCAUCUCCCACCAAGCGUUGAGGUGCAGGUUGGUCCCUGAAGUGUAGA
This is a messenger RNA of Ectocarpus sp. CCAP 1310/34, 2049 nucleotides long. The record is from the annotation of a GenBank genome assembly. NCBI's taxonomy places the organism in Eukaryota, Phaeophyceae, Ectocarpales, Ectocarpaceae.